Arabidopsis thaliana (thale cress) is the source of this 352-nucleotide messenger RNA. RefSeq lists its product as uncharacterized. The record is from RefSeq and is marked reviewed. Lineage: Eukaryota; Viridiplantae; Streptophyta; Magnoliopsida; Brassicales; Brassicaceae. The coding region runs from base 138 to 302 and encodes 54 amino acids. The transcript is spliced from 2 exons.
CUCAUAUACACAUAAGGUUAACUGUUCGAUUUACAUAAAAUUUAUAGAUACUAAACCCUAAAUUCACAAAGUAUCUCAUCCGCUGCGGACGAAACCAUGUCCUAUGAUCCGGUCGAAGAAUAUUCAAAUGCUGACGCAUGCAUCUUUUGGGACAUGGGGAGUUACCCAUCCCUAAUGGUCUGGAUCCUUGUUUAGUUAAAGAGAAGAUCAACUCAGAGCUCAUGGAUCUAGGUUGUAGGGGGGAUGUGUCAAUGCACGCUUACGGUAAUAAGGAUACAUUCUCGGAUGACACAAAACGUUGACUCUAUAUAUUGACUGAGAACGUUGAUCCUAGCAAGAGAGCUUCGUGGAA